Hevea brasiliensis (rubber tree) is the source of this 2651-nucleotide messenger RNA. RefSeq lists its product as uncharacterized. The record is from RefSeq and is a predicted model, not a curated record. The coding region runs from base 402 to 1934 and encodes 510 amino acids. Lineage: Eukaryota; Viridiplantae; Streptophyta; Magnoliopsida; Malpighiales; Euphorbiaceae. The transcript is spliced from 5 exons.
AAAUUAUUUUUUUUCAUGGGGUGUAUAUAUAUCAAAUGUAUUUUAUAAUUUGUGCUUUUAAAUUACGUAGAAUUGAAUUUUAUAUGGAGGAACACGACCUCAACCGGAAAUGAGCAAUGAGCUUUACCUGAAGGAAAGGAAAGGAACAAGAAAAGGAAAGAAAAGAAAAUGGUUUUAUGGCAUGUGAGCUUUGUUUUGUUGGCAGGAAAAUUCGAAGAGGGGGUGGAAAACUAAUAAACAAACGGAGAAGGAUCCAACCACCAAAAAGUUUCUGCAGCCGCUCUCUCUGCCGAACCCUAAUCCUCGUUUCAUCAAAUUUCGUGUUCGAUUAUUCAUAUUAAAUUAUCGGCUCUUUAAAGGCUUUCCGUUUAAGCUUUAGCUCAGGUAACUGUGACAAUUUCAUGGCAGGCAAUGGCCUGCCACUGCCAUCUUUGGGUCGUGUGAAGCUCAGUGAUCUUAUUCCCUCUGAAGGCCUUCCUUCUGAGUCUUACAAACUUUCAGUCUCCACUUUGUCAGAGUCACUUGCUCAAUAUUCUGCUGCCAUCAUUCAGUUCUCGGGCAUCGAUGGGGCUCUUCUAAGAUCCGGCUUGGAUUCUGCUUGCCUUUACUUCCAUCAAAAAUCAUCAUACCCAUCUGCAGAUAUGAUUCAUACUAAUGAUUCUCGCGAAUGGUGCAAGACAUCUGGUUACUAUGCUGAUCCUCAGCUGUGGCAAGAAACCUAUGAUUAUAGACCAGGCCUGACUCCUACAGAACCAAAUGAUGCUAUGGAAUUCCCUUCAGGAGGAUUGCCUGACAUAUUUUCCCUGCUUGGAAAGGCAGCUAGGGAUAUACUGGAUGCUAUCAGCUUCUAUUUAAACUUACGUAGCUCUCCUUUUACAGAAAUACUUGAUAAUGUUCCCUUGAGAAGUCGGGAAAUUUCCUCUUCGGUAUUGUCUGUUUGCUGUUAUGCUAGACCAUCAUUCCAGAGAGCGCAGCCCCAUAAUUUAACUGAUCGAGAGGAUGGUCAGAUGGUUAUGUAUUCUGAUCAUGAGCACCAACUUGAUAAAAGCCUCAUAUCUCUUGUUAAGUCCGAUAAGGCGGGUUUACAUGUUAGAGAUUUUCAUGGUCGCUGGGUUCUUGUGGAUGGAGACCUUGGUCCUCAAGAAGCCAUUGUUUACCCUGGACUUGCCCUGUACCAGGCAACUGCAGGCUAUAUCAACCCUGCGCUGCACAGAACAGAGAUUAAUAACAUGCAGGGGAACAUCUCUGGGCGCUGUUCUUUGGCUUUUAAACUUAUGCCGAGGUCUAUGACCAGUCUCAGUUGUUCAGAGAUGAGAGCAGCUGGUCAUGGCGUUGAAGCUCAGUUCCAGCUACCAGUACCUGUGGAUGAUUUCAUGGAGAGACCUCACCCAACUGAUCAGCUUUUUAACAGGCAUACUUUACAAAAUUUCAAUUUCUCAACAUCUCAAGAUGGAUCUGUGAAGGCCAUAAUGAGGAGGAAGAAUAAUUCAAGAUGCAAACCUCUGCCACCAUCUAAGAGGCUAAGGCUUGAGGCCCAAAGGGUUCUGAAGGAAAGAGUUCAGGAAAUUGCAGAUAAGAAAGGCAUCAAGCUAAGAUUCUGCAACUUGAAGGAGUGUGAGAAUCACAUUCAUACUCUGGAUAGCCCAUGUGCCAAUAUUAGAAUGGAGAUCGGGUGGCCUCCUGGAGUACCAUUUGUUCAUCCCCAUGAUUUGCCUAAUAAGGCAAAGAUUGGUUUUCUUGAAGCAUAUGAAUCUGGGUGGAUAACAACUCAUGGUAUGGAGCUAAGUCUGACCGAACGUGGACAAGGAAGUCAACAUUCAGCCAAUUGUACCUGGACCUAUUACUGCUUGCUCGUAGCCCCGAACUUGGAGCUUGCAGAGUUAAUUGAAUCAAUUUCUAUGUUUUCCACGUGGCAGACUGGCAGUGAUCCUUGAAAAGCUUCUAAGUUGAGGACAGAAUUGAUCUCAAUGGUUUACUGUCAGUUGUGGCUUUAAGCAACUUGUGGUUGCAUGUUGAAGUCAUAGUACUUCGACUGUUGAUCACUCAUUUUUCUUACAAGAUGACAUAGCCAAACUGUGUUGUGAGAUUGUCUAUUGAAGCGUACUUUAUUUUCUAAUUUGUUCCUUUUCUCUUUUAGUGUGCUCUUUAAACAGAGUGCAUUGUACAACAAGACGACAAGCAGAUUUGAAGCCUUAAGACAGAGCUACCAAUUUAAUUAUCUGCCUUAUCAUGCAGACUUGAGCGUACAUUACCAUGAUUCUCCAGAUUCUGUAUGGGAAGAAGAAGUUUCACUUACAAUUGAAUGAGAAUAAAAUUAUAGGUUCUGUCUGCUUCACAAAAAGCCUGUGCUGGAGUUGCAUCUGGUGACAAAGUCCUUCCAACAUCUAAUUUUUUAGAUCUUAGCACUGUACACUUACGAAUUUCUGUAGCUUGUUUGAGGUCUCUACAAAUAUUGCGUGCUCAUUGCAUGACAGGUUCUAAUACUGACAGGUUGUUCAUUGGGCUUGCAAUGCCUGUACCCUGUAUAAUGAGCAGUGUCUAAUCACUAAUCACUGACAUUCACUUCCAUUUCUUUUGUAUUUCAUUUGUCAAAAUGGUUGGCGUUGAAAAGUGAAUAAAAGUACAAUUUAGUAUAACUGUUUUUGCAUUUA